GAGCGGGACUUUCCACCUGAAUUAAACCAACACCACCGCACCAGCUGAGUCUGCUCCUUAUGACCGGAUCCUAAGGACCAGCUCCUACUGACCAGACCCUAACGACCAGCUCCUACUGACCAGACCCUAACAACCAGCUCCUACUGACCAGACCCUAGAAACCACAUCCACGCGACCAUCUCCUAGUAACCAACCUCACGUGCCAUAAUGAGCGUGAGCAGGUGUCUGCUGGUGCAGGCGGAGGUUCAGACGUUUAUUGAGCACUGCAUGCUGGCGGUGGGCACCAGACCCAGUCAUGCCCGCAGCCUGGCAGAGGUGCUGGUGGAGGGAGACAUGCGGGGUCAUUACAGCCACGGACUCAACCGCCUGGAUUUGUAUGUAAAGGAGAUCCGUGCAGGAAUCUGUGCGCAGGAGGGGGAGCCUCUGCUGGAGAAAGAGUCGUUGGCCACGGCCCUGGUGAACGGAAACAACCUCUUGGGUCCAGUGGUGGGAAAUUACUGCAUGAGUUUAGCUGUAAAGAAAGCGCGAGAAGCGGGCAUUGGCUGGGUGGUGGCCCACGGCUCCAAUCACUACGGCAUUGCUGCUUAUUAUUCCAUGCAAGCACUGAAAGAGAACAUGAUUGGAAUGUCCUUCACUAACACCUCUCCUCUAGUGGUUCCAACACGAGCUAAAGAGUGCACUGUGGGCACAAACCCCAUUAGUGUAGCAGCUCCUGCUAAGAAUGGAGACAGCUUUGUUUUGGACAUGGCAACCUCUGCCGCUGCCCUCGGAAAGGUGGAGCUUCACCACCGUAAUGGCAUCUCCAUCCCGGAGGGUUGGGGGUGUGACGCAGAGGGCCGUUUCAGUACUGACCCCAAGGCUGUGCUGAGUGGAGGAGGUCUGGUGCCGUUGGGAGGCAGCGAGAACACAGGUGGUCAUAAGGGCUAUGGUCUGGGCCUGAUGGUGGAGGUAUUCUGUGGGAUGCUCUCUGGCUCCCAAUACAGUAAAAACGUCCGCACCUGGAGAAUGACUGACCGCAGCGCUGACUUGGGCCAGUGCUUUGUGGCAAUAAACCCCGAGAACUUUGCUCCUGGAUUCAAUGACAGAAUGGCAGAUCUGCUGUCCAUGCACAGAAACCUGGCACCAGCAGAGUCUGGGAUGCCUGUUUUGGCUCCAGGAGACCCCGAAAGGAAACACAUUCAGACAUGCAGAGACAUGGGGGGCAUUCCAUACCACCUGAAAGUGGUCAACCACAUGAAUGAACUUGCCAGCACAUUAGGAGUGAGCCCCCUGCUGCCCACUCACAGACGCAUUGAGUAAGACUGCGGCCUGUCUGCUGUAACCCACCUUCACUGAGUACAGCUAUGGACCCUUCUGCUGCUUUGUUGUGCUCUUCACAUGAAACAGCAGUUAUUGAAUGAAACUUGAUUAAUCAUUAAUAAAAAGUGCUGAGGACUGCAGCUCCACCUUCUGGCCUGCCAACUAUAGACUGCUCAUGUCAGCCUGAUGAUUUAACGCUCAUGUAAGCUUUCAGAGGACUGGAGUUAUUUUGCUUAAAGGGGAAAAUUUUCUUCACAAGUCAAUUGUUAAGAUGUAAACAAAGUCGUUCAGAGUGGUUUGAUGUAAAUUGCUCUGUUGUAGAGAAACUUAACAAGUCGGAACUGUUUACAGUGGUGCUGAUAGGAACCAGACGUCUGAAGAGUUUUAUGCCUUUAAAAGCUACAUCAGAUGACCUGAAAUGGUAAUGAAUGCACUGCCGGAUGCCUGUUCUAUGAUAGUUUUGAGAUUCUUUAAGGCUACAAUGUACUUUUUAAAAUUAAUGAUGGAGCACUACAUGUAGGGUAUUAUAAGGCAAAUUAGUCCCCAAAGAAAACUUUUUUUUUUCAGAUUCAGCACCAUUUUACUAUUCUUGGCAUUACAAACCAACUCUCAGAGCACAUGUGUAGUUUUACAGGUAGUUUUAGAUCAUAAAUAAAAUGAGUCAACUUAUGUUGUGGAAAUUGUGACCAUGACCCCUGGUUCCCAUCACCACCACUGUAAAGAAAUUUGAGUCUGUAAGUUUCUCUGCAAUGAACCAUUUCACACCAAACCGCACAGAUCAGCAUGUAUUUUUUUCUCAAUUAGUGAAUGCGUUGCUAAAUAAAGUGAGUUUAAUUGUUUUUGCCCA
Messenger RNA from Pygocentrus nattereri (red-bellied piranha), 2146 nucleotides. RefSeq lists its product as uncharacterized. The coding region runs from base 208 to 1299 and encodes 363 amino acids. The record is from RefSeq and is a predicted model, not a curated record. NCBI's taxonomy places the organism in Eukaryota, Metazoa, Chordata, Actinopteri, Characiformes, Serrasalmidae. The transcript is spliced from 11 exons. Gene Ontology annotation, molecular function: oxidoreductase activity.